Penicillium waksmanii is the source of this 723-nucleotide messenger RNA. RefSeq names its product DUF4396 domain-containing protein. The transcript has a single exon. NCBI's taxonomy places the organism in Eukaryota, Fungi, Ascomycota, Eurotiomycetes, Eurotiales, Aspergillaceae. Bases 1 to 723 code for a protein of 240 amino acids. The record is from RefSeq and is a predicted model, not a curated record.
AUGAUUCGAGUUCAAGGAUCCCAUUGUUUCCGACCACGGAGCUUUGCACCCCUGCAGAGCUCCCUGGGCUACUAUCGCUUCCUUUCACAAACCUCGCCAGGCUAUGGCUGUCACAAACAAACCCCCUCGUCUGCAGAAACCCCGCAAAAAGGAAUUAAGGAUAGUGCACCCUCGCCGACUUCAUCGGUGCUACGCUCGGCCUUCUGGUCGUGCCGCUCCACAUGGCGACGAGCCGGGAUCAACACCCUCCGCUGUUUGGUCGGGUGCACAGUCGGUGAUUUUACAGCCCUAUGGACUCUACAAUCCUAUUACCCCGAACUGGGCAUGAAUAGCAUCAUGCUUGCCUCAAGUAUGUAUUCUCCGAAAGCGAAGCGCCCGCGCAAAAGUUUACAUGAAACGUGGUCGGCUAAUCCAGGACGGAACGGAAUAGUGGCCUCGGGCAUCACGACUUCGAUUAUUCUUGAAACGGUACUGUUAAGACGUGGUGCCGAUCAAUUGUCUUGGACGAUGGCGGCGCGGACCGCGAUGGGGAUGAGUAUGGUUUCGAUGAUCGCGAUGGAAUUGGCGGAGAACGCCGUUGACUAUCACCUCACCGGAGGAGUUAUUGCUCUCGACGAUCCCAAGUUUUGGAUGGCGGCGGUCUUAUCGAUCGGUGCGGGCUAUCUUGCACCACUGCCAUAUAACUAUCUCCGUCUGCGAAAGUAUGGAAAGGCAUGCCAUUGA